Notolabrus celidotus (New Zealand spotty) is the source of this 3200-nucleotide messenger RNA. It is a transcript of the gene ddx23, whose product is annotated as DEAD (Asp-Glu-Ala-Asp) box polypeptide 23. Gene Ontology annotation, cellular component: catalytic step 2 spliceosome. Bases 130 to 2538 code for a protein of 802 amino acids. The record is from RefSeq and is a predicted model, not a curated record. Lineage: Eukaryota; Metazoa; Chordata; Actinopteri; Labriformes; Labridae. Gene Ontology annotation, molecular function: ATP binding; RNA helicase activity; RNA binding. Gene Ontology annotation, biological process: mRNA splicing, via spliceosome. The transcript is spliced from 17 exons.
CCCAUUCUUCACGGAUCGCGCUGCACUACAACUCCCAGAAACCUUUGCUUGCUCCAGCUCGUUCUGGGCGAUAUGGCGUCCUCUUGAAGCGCAGACAAAUCGUAACAGUUUUGUUGACAAGUUACAAAGAUGGCGGCCGACCCCACAGAGAAGAAGGAUGCAGAAUCCUCCGGGACCAAAGACAGAGAGAAGCGACGGAGCCGAUCAAGAGAGCGGGAUCGAAAACCUUCCCCUUUACGCAAACGCCAUCGAUCUCGUGAACGAAACCGGUCCAAAUCUCCAGAAAGAGACAGACGCCCGAAGGACAAGGACAGAGACAAGGAGCGAGACAGAGAUAAGGACAGAGAGAGGGGCCGUAAGGACAGAGACAGCCAUCGACGUGAUAAAGAUCGCAAGAGAUCCAGAAGUCUCUCACCAAAGUCAAAGUUAAAGAGAGACAAGGACAUAAAAACAGAAGAGGAGGAGGAUGAGAAGAAAAAGAAAGACAAGGUCCAGCCUCUGUCUUUGGAGGAGCUUCUCGCCAAGAAGAAGGCAGAAGAGGAAGCAGAAGCAAAGCCCAAGUUCCUCUCCAAGGCCGAGCGAGAAGCUGAGGCUAUAAAACGACGAGAAAUGCAGACAGAGGAGAGGAGGAAGAUGUUGGACGAUGAGAGGAAGAAGAGAAGGAUGUUCCAAGACAUGGGGAGAAAAAUGAUGGAGGAUCCCCAGGAGAGGGAGAGAAGAGAGCGAAGGGAGAGAAUGGAGAGGGAGAACAAUGGGAAUGAAGACGAUGAUGGACGACAAAAGCUCAGAGAAGAGAAAGACAAAAGCAAAGAGCUCCACGCCAUCAAGGAGCGCUACCUGGGAGGAAUCAAGAAACGAAGGAGAACUCGUCAUUUAAACGACAGGAAGUUUGUCUUCGAGUGGGACGCCUCUGAAGACACUUCAGUCGACUACAACCCCAUCUACAAAGAAAAGCAUCAUGUGCAGCUCUACGGACGAGGCUUCAUCGCUGGCAUCGACUUAAAGCAGCAGAAAAGAGAGCAGUCCCGAUUCUACGGCGACCUGAUGGAGAAGAGGCGAACGCUGGAGGAGAAAGAGCAGGAGGAGACACGCCUGAAGAAGAUGCGUAAGAAGGAGGCCAAGCAGCGCUGGGACGACAGACACUGGUCCCAGAAGAAGCUGGACGAGAUGACAGACAGAGACUGGAGAAUCUUCAGAGAGGACUACAGCAUCACCACGAAGGGAGGAAAGAUCCCGAACCCCAUCAGGAACUGGAAGGAGUACUCGCUGCCGGCACACAUCGUGGAAGUCAUCGACAAAUGUGGCUACAAGGAUCCAACACCUAUUCAGAGGCAGGCCAUUCCCAUUGGCUUACAGAACCGUGACAUCAUUGGUGUGGCUGAGACUGGCAGUGGUAAAACAGCUGCUUUCCUGAUCCCACUGCUGGUCUGGAUUACAACCCUGCCAAAGAUUGACAGGAUUGAAGACUCAGACCAGGGUCCUUACGCCGUGAUCCUGGCUCCGACUCGUGAGUUGGCCCAGCAGAUUGAAGAGGAGACCAUCAAGUUUGGAAAACCCCUCGGCAUCCGUACGGUGGCUGUGAUUGGUGGAAUCUCAAGGGAGGACCAGGGCUUCCGUCUCAGGAUGGGCUGUGAGAUUGUGAUCGCCACCCCUGGACGUCUGAUUGACGUGCUGGAGAACCGCUACCUGGUCCUGGGACGCUGUACCUACGUGGUCCUGGAUGAGGCUGAUCGUAUGAUUGACAUGGGCUUCGAGCCCGACGUCCAGAAGAUUCUGGAGUACAUCCCAGUGACCAAUCAGAAGCCAGACACAGAGGAGGCAGAGGACCCCGAGAAGAUGAUGAUGAACUUUGAGUCUGGAAAAAACAAAUACAGACAAACGGUCAUGUUCACAGCUACCAUGCCUCCGGCUGUGGAGCGUCUGGCCAGGAGCUACCUGAGACGUCCCGCUGUGGUGUACAUCGGGUCUGCGGGCAAACCUCACGAGAGAGUGGAACAGAAGGUCCUGCUCAUGUCAGAGGGAGAGAAGAGGAAGAAGCUGUUGGAGGUGUUGUCGCAUGGCUUCGAGCCUCCCAUCAUCAUCUUCGUCAACCAGAAGAAGGGUUGCGACGUGCUGGCUAAGUCUCUGGAGAAGAUGGGAUACAACGCUUGCACGCUGCAUGGUGGCAAAGGACAGGAACAGAGAGAGUUUGCGCUCUCCAACCUUAAAGCUGGAGCCAAAGAUAUCCUGGUGGCCACAGACGUCGCUGGUCGAGGUAUCGACAUCCAGGAUGUCUCCAUGGUCCUUAACUAUGACAUGGCGAAGAACAUUGAAGACUACAUCCAUCGUAUUGGUCGUACGGGUCGUGCUGGUAAGAGUGGUGUCGCCAUGACCUUCCUGACUAAAGAGGACUCUGCAGUGUUCUACGACCUGAAGCAGGCCAUCCUAGAGAGCCCGGUCUCCAACUGCCCACCGGAGCUGGCCAACCACCCUGACGCUGCCCACAAACCUGGAACCAUCCUGACCAAGAAGAGACGAGAGGAGACCAUCUUUGCUUGAUUAACCCCUGGACACACAGGCACACACAACAACAACAACAACAUUUUCAGACUGUUGGGUUGUUUUCUUGGAUUGUACAUGUCUCUGUUUCACAUCCUGAACUUUGUCACCAGUUUAGAAACACCUCCUGUCUUUGUUGUGAUCGCACCUUGCGUCUCACUCUGCCAGUCUGUUUUUGACUUUUCAGGCCGUCUGUUGGUUGAAAUAAAACAAACAGAUCAUGUGCAUAGUAGAAUAAACAAAGGUGCAUACGUCUUUAGGGCACUUGUUUGGGGAUUAACAGGCUCAGUUCAAAGCUGUAACAUGGACUGCUUGGUAGGGUUGCUUUCUCAGUGUGCGAAGGAUCUGCUCUGUAUAAAUGCUUCUCUUCAGUCAUCAGAUUUGAUAAAACCAGCCAGGAUGUGAGUGUAGCUGAGCAGUGCUUUGUUUUAAUCAUUUUCUGUCACCAUUAUUAGAAUUUCCUGAAUGUUUAGGAGACCAAUGUACAAGUGAUGGCUCUUUAUGUUUUCUCCAGUUUCACUUUGCCUAAAUUGUAAGAUGUUGUUUUAAAUACAAACAUUUGUAUCAAGUGAAUACAGCAACUUGUAGUGAUUACUGCCUCGUAGUUUUCUUAUGUGUGUGAAAGAUUCUCAUCGGUGAAAUUAAACAGUGUUGGCUUUCAA